Pistacia vera is the source of this 593-nucleotide messenger RNA. RefSeq names its product mitochondrial zinc maintenance protein 1, mitochondrial. Bases 147 to 464 code for a protein of 105 amino acids. The record is from RefSeq and is a predicted model, not a curated record. The transcript is spliced from 2 exons. Lineage: Eukaryota; Viridiplantae; Streptophyta; Magnoliopsida; Sapindales; Anacardiaceae. Gene Ontology annotation, biological process: mitochondrial respiratory chain complex III assembly.
AUUCAAGUAAAUGUAUAUACGGUAUUAAAAAGAAAGCGGAAACGGCGUCGUAACAAUUCGGUGUUUCAUGUUUGAGUGUGAUGGUUUUUUUGUGAUGAAUCGAGCAGAGUUGUUGACUGUCCGGUUUUUAAGAGAGUAGAGAGAAGAUGGUGAGAGGCGAGGUAUUGAGAGCGUACAGAGAUUUGAUAAGAGCCACAAGGAAAUCAUUCGCCGGAGACAACUUGAUGCUUAGAGAAUCUGCCAAAGAAAUACGUAAGAAAUUCAAUGAGAAUCGCCAUGUUACCUCUGAUACCGAGAUCCAGAAACUCCUUGAAGAGGCACGUACAGCCUCUCAUUUCAUCUCAACUAUGAUUGUCCAAGCUAAACUCAAUGAGCGUGGUGGCUUCGAAGUGAAGCCUGGUAAAGAGCAUGCUGGAGCAACGCUUGAGAUCCCUUCUGAAGAGCUUCUUCGAAAGUCUGGAUAACUGGUGAAAGUUAGUCAUGUGCUUCAGCUUCUGCUUCUUUCUCUUCGUUUAGUUCGUGUUAUUGGCUCUAACAAUUGAUCAUGAAUGAAUAUCAAUAAUUAUGCAUUUCUUUUUGGUGCUUUUUAACUA